AUGAAGACAACAACAGUUCUCAUUGCGAUUAUUCUCGCCAUCGUUGCAAAUGCAGCUCCUCGGAGAGAAAGACUUUCCAUGAGAGAUGUAAGUUUGAUGAGCAAGGCGAGGGAUACAACGGCGGUUGUCAAUUCGAGAAAUACGGGAGGUGCCGUACUUUUCGCUCCGGAGGGGCCUACUUUCAGUAAUAUAGCAGGCACUAUUGGGGUUCCUCCGACAAGCGGUUCAUUUGAAACAAAAGAAGCAAUUGUCUACAUGGCUAUCGAUGGUUAUAAGUCAGAUACGGCGGUUUCAGCCGGUUAUAGAAUGGUGGUGGAUGUUGAUGGGGGAGUCACUUACUCAGCUUGGUGCCGGUGGAAUCCCGGAGAAGAAAUCCCAAUUUCUCAGGACGAACUGGCUUUCACAGAAGGCGACAGACUUUCGAUCAACAUCGAAAUCUUACCUGGCAACAUGCAAGCGCGUUGCACACUGGCCGUUGUUACGACUGAUCUCACUGGAGCUCUCAAGACUGGACCAGCCAGCAGAGACCUGUUUCCGUCCAUUACCAACAAAUCUGCCAUUGGAGACAACGCAAUGUGGGCGAUUCAAAAGAAGCAAACUGGUUAUCCGCAUCUAUUUCACGGGCCCAUCUUAAUUACUGAUGCUAGCGUCAUCCGUAAUAAUGAUCCGAUUACACAACCUAUUCGUGGGGCUCAAACCUUCGAAUUGCAAAACGCCGAAGAGAAUCCCUCUAUUUAUCCGGUAAUUGAAACUAAUACCACAAUCAACGAUGUUGAUUCGUCUAUCAAAAUUCGCACCCUUAUCUAA
Messenger RNA from Glarea lozoyensis ATCC 20868, 807 nucleotides. RefSeq names its product Concanavalin A-like lectins/glucanase. Gene Ontology annotation, biological process: proteolysis. The coding region runs from base 1 to 807 and encodes 268 amino acids. NCBI's taxonomy places the organism in Eukaryota, Fungi, Ascomycota, Leotiomycetes, Helotiales, Helotiaceae. The transcript is spliced from 3 exons. Gene Ontology annotation, molecular function: glutamic-type endopeptidase activity. The record is from RefSeq and is a predicted model, not a curated record.